CACAUGCUGGCCAUCGGCAGCCUGGACCACUCGUACAUCGUGCGGCUGCUGGGGAUCUGCCCGGGCCCGCAGCUGCAGCUGGUGACGCAGCUGCUGCCGCUGGGCUCGCUGCUCGACUACGUGCGCAAGAACCGCGGCGCCAUCAGCCCGCAGCUGCUGCUCAACUGGUGCGUGCAGGUGGCCAAGGGGAUGUACUACCUGGAGGAGCACCGCAUGGUGCACAGGAACCUGGCUGCCCGGAACGUGCUGCUCAAGUCGCCCAGCCAGGCGCAGGUGGCCGAUUUCGGCAUCGCCGACCUGCUCUACCCCGACGACAAGAAAUACUUCUACAACGAGGUCAAGACGCCCAUCAAGUGGAUGGCCCUGGAGAGCAUCCACUUCGGCAAGUACACGCACCAGAGCGACGUCUGGAGCUACGGGGUGACGCUGUGGGAGAUGAUGACGUUCGGGGCCGAGCCGUACGCCGGGAUCCGCCUGGCCGAGGUGCCGGACCUGCUGGAGAAGGGCGAGCGGCUCUCGCAGCCGCAGAUCUGCACCAUCGACGUCUACAUGGUGAUGGUGAAAUGCUGGAUGAUCGAUGAGAACAUCCGCCCCACCUUCAAGGAGCUGGCCAACGAGUUCACGCGCAUGGCCCGCGACCCGCCGCGCUACCUGGUCAUCAAGGUGAGCCCACCGGGGGGAUUGGGGGGGAUUGGGGGGGUCCCGGGAUGUCCCACAGUGUCCCCUGAUGUCACUCGGGGUCCCGGGGAUGUCCCCCAAGCUCUCCCAGCCCCAAGCCCCCCAUGGGGGUGGGUGGGCUCUGGAGCCCCCCUGCCCCAUUCCCGCAGCAGAGGGGGGUCCCCGCGGUGUCCCCUCGGUGUCCCCUCAGUGCCACCCCCGUGUCCCCCCGUGUCCCCGCAGAGCCCCAGCCUGCUGAGCGCCCCCGCCGGGUACAUCCCCAUGAACCAGCCCGGCCUGGGCUGCGCGCGGCAGUCAGGAGGAGAAGGGGGGGGGGGGGGGGGGGGGGUGGUCCCUGACCGGUGUGUGCCCCCCUCAGACCCCACGGGGGGCUCGGUACCGACCGCGGAGGAGGAAGAGGAGGAGGAAGAGUACGAAUACAUGAACCGGCGACCCCCGGGGGUCUCCCCCCAACCCCGCCCGGCCUCGCUGGAAGAACUGGGCUACGAAUACAUGGAGGUGACCCCCGAGCCGGGGGGACGCCCCCAACCCCAAAACCGCGGCGGGGGCGAGGAAGACGACGGUGAGGACGAAGAUUACGAGUACAUGAACAAACAGCCGCGCCUCAGCCGCUCGCUCCUGGGGGGGCACCGCGGCUACACCCCCAUGGGAGACCCCCCCGCGACCCCCGAGGAGGAGCAGGGCUACGAGGAGAUGGAGGCGGUGCUGCGGCCGCCCCGAGCCCACCCCCAAAUCCCCCCCGCGACCCCCAUGAAGCCCCUGCGGAGCCUGGAAGCCUCGGACUGCGCCUUCGACAACCCCGACUAUUGGCACAGCCGCCUCUUCGCCAAGAGCGACCCCCAGAGGACUUAAAGGACCCCCGGGGACCCCCCCCGGACCUCCCCAAUUUGGGCGGGGGUCGCGCUGAAGAUGAAGGAUUCACCCCCCCCCU
Molecule: messenger RNA, 1609 nt
Organism: Onychostruthus taczanowskii (white-rumped snowfinch)
Lineage: Eukaryota; Metazoa; Chordata; Aves; Passeriformes; Passeridae
Gene: ERBB3
Product: erb-b2 receptor tyrosine kinase 3
Exons: 7
Biological process (GO): positive regulation of cell population proliferation; nervous system development; cell surface receptor protein tyrosine kinase signaling pathway
Cellular component (GO): signaling receptor complex; basal plasma membrane
Molecular function (GO): protein kinase activity; neuregulin receptor activity; ATP binding
Source: RefSeq, a predicted model, not a curated record